AUGUCCGAGCAAGAGAAGAAGACGUUUGCACGCCAGCACGAGCUGCCGAAGCUCGCCGUGCCGACACUCGAGGAGUCGUGCAAAAAGUACCUUGUCAGCCUAGAGGCUCUCCAGACACCGGAGCAGCACGCACGCACCAAGUCGGUCGUCGAAUCUUUCCUUGAGAACGAGGGGCCGAAACUCCAGCAGGAACUUCUCGAUUAUGCAGAAUCCAAAAAAAGCUACAUCGAAGAGUUCUGGGACGAUAGCUACCUGCUCGGCAACGACAGUGUGGUCCUGAACCUGAACCCCUUUUUUAUCUUGGAUAGGGAUGAGCCGGACCCUGCGCGCGGCACGCAGCUGCGCCGCGCAGCCAACCUGACCCUCGCGAGCUUGUCGUUCAUUCACGACCUGCGCCACGAAACCCUCGAGCCAGACUCGUUCCGCGGAACGCCACUCGACAUGUUCCAGUACAGCCGCCUGUUUGGCAUGGCCCGUAUUCCCACGUCUCAGGGUUGCAAACUCCGCCUCUUUGCAGAGUCGCGCCAUAUGGUCGUCAUGCGCCGCGGCCAGUUUUACUGGUUCGAGGUCCUGGACCAGGAGAGCCGCCCGUUGCUGACUGAGCCCGAGCUCGUCGCGACGCUCAAGUCCAUCCUGCGCGACGCAGACCAGAUUGCGCCGGAGCAGCUGGGUAAGGAGUCGCUCGGUGUGCUCAGCACCGAAAAGCGCCGGACGUGGUACGCGGCGCGCGCCAAGCUCGAGGAGAACGAGCACAACCACAGAUGCAUGACGAUGAUCGACUCGGCGCUGUUUGUCCUGUGUCUGGACGACUACGCGCCUUCGGGAGUCGAGGAACUCACCAACAACAUGCUCUGUGGCUCAUACCGGCUCGAAGAGGGCAAGCAGGUGGGAACGUGCCUGAACCGCUGGUACGACAAGCUCCAGAUUAUCGUCUGUGCGAACGGCGCGGCAGGCGUCAACUUUGAGCACUCUUCUGCAGACGGUCACACGGUGCUGCGCUUUGUCGCCGACAUCUACACGGAGCUGAUUCUGCAAUUUGCCCGUUCUAUUCACCCCAACACCCGCAGCUUGUUCCAGGCAAAGACCUCGCCAUUCGCCCGCAGCGUGGCACGCAAAAACCCGACGCAGCGGAUCAGCGAGAACGUCCUGACCGAUGUCCUGGCGCGCACGACGCCGAAACGCCUCGAGUGGUCGUGGACGCCAGAGAUUCUGAGCAGUGUGCAGUAUGCUGAGAUGCGCCUGUCGGAUCUAAUUUGCCAAAACGAGUGCUUCGUCCUAGAGUUCAAGGGAUAUGGCAAGCGUUUCAUUACCAGCCACGGCUUCUCGCCCGAUGCAUUUGUCCAGAUGGCAUUCCAGGCGACGUACUACUCGCUGUAUGGCCGUGCACCACCGACGUAUGAGCCUGCGAUGACCAAGGCCUUUUUGCGUGGCCGCACCGAGACCAUCCGCACCGUCCAGCCGCACACGCUCGACUUUGUCAGGGCCUGGACUGAUCCCAAAGCCAAGAUGCAGACAAAGCUCACCGCGCUGCGUGCGGCCUGUGCUGGGCACACGAAACUAUCCAAGGACUGCGCCGCGGGCAAGGGCUUUGAUCGCCACUUUUACGCAAUGCUCGCCUUGUGGGAGAAGCAACACGGUGUCAAUGGCGAGACUAUGCCCGAGUUCUUUACCGACAAUGGCUACAAGACUCUGAGCCAUGUCGUUCUUUCUACGUCCAACUGCGGUAACCCUUCGCUGCGCAUUUUCGGCUUUGGUCCCGUGGUCCAGGACGGUUUCGGUAUCGGCUACAUUAUCCAGGACAACAAGCUGACGAUUUGUGCUUCUUCCAAGCACCUGCAAACCAAGCGCUUCCUCAAGGCGCUCGAGCAAUACCUCUAUGCGAUCCAGGGUGACAUUAUCACCGCAUACAAGGCGGCCAAUAUCCACCAAAACCAGACCUACGUGGACCACGCUGGCAACGAGUGUGAUGUUCGCACGGGCCUGCCGAUCAGCUCUCUUCUCCGCUCGCAGAACAAGGAGACGGAGAAGGAGGAGGUCGGUAACAGUGGAUACUCAUUCUAUGGUGAUGCAAAUGAUGCAUUCUCCAGCGAGCGCAUCCGCUACACGCCGCACGACAGUGUGGGCAAAAUGAUUUUUGUGAGUGAGUAUGAUUAA
Messenger RNA from Malassezia japonica, 2154 nucleotides. RefSeq names its product carnitine O-acetyltransferase (gene YAT1). The transcript is spliced from 7 exons. NCBI's taxonomy places the organism in Eukaryota, Fungi, Basidiomycota, Malasseziomycetes, Malasseziales, Malasseziaceae. Gene Ontology annotation, molecular function: carnitine O-acetyltransferase activity. Gene Ontology annotation, biological process: carnitine metabolic process. The record is from RefSeq and is a predicted model, not a curated record. The coding region runs from base 1 to 2154 and encodes 717 amino acids. Gene Ontology annotation, cellular component: mitochondrion.